CUUCUCAUCACUAGGUGGCACUUGUGCAUCAUAAACAGUCAUACACAAUUUUUGUGACAUGCGUGAUCUACAAAUAUAGAUAAUAUUUGGAAUCUCUCCAUGGACAGUUGAGAAUCAAUACCUGAGAAUAGGAAAAUGAAACAAGGAGAGAACACUAAGUACCACUUGCUUUGAUGUAUUUGUAAAUACGUAGUUGAAGAAUAUAUUCCAAAUUACCUCGUAAUCUAUUUCAUAGUUAAUAGUAAUAUAAAUAGAUAGGCUGGUCUCCAUACAUAAUUCUUCUUAGCCUGAUGUCAUCAUGAAAUGAAAUUUGUUUUAGGACCUGUUUGCUAAUUCACCUUGGUUUAUUGUGGCAGAAAUGAGCACUGCAGCUGAUACCAUAAUUCAUAGUCAGCUCCUAGCACUUACUGUUCUCUUAUAGUAUUUAAGGAAAGGCCUGGCUUUAACCGAUGAUCAUGAUAAGAUAUUCACUGAGGAAAAUGUGAUCAUCUCCUUUUUACUGUUGAGAAAACUGAAGCUCAAAGAUGUUAACUUAAGAGCUAAUAGGUAGACAGAGCCUACAUUCCAACUGACAUCUAUCAGAUUUUCAGGUUCCAGAGCCUUGGUGUGCCCUUUCUGGUAUCCCUAAUGCUGCCAGGUUUAACCAAUACCCAUUCAUGAUAAAGUAUCUGGUUGACAGUUGCAAAUGACUGAUGUUCUUUCCUUUUCUCAUGGGUGGUGUGAAGGUGAGCAGAAGCCUAACAUCAGGAGGACCCUGAACACCCAUAUCUAAGAAGAGUGAAAGGGAAAAUCACCAAAGGAAAGACCAGCUACUAGAGAUUUUGGCCUACGUGGCUGUUUUGCCUCCAGGCAGCCCAGUUUCCUUUAAGCCAAGGAAAGACAAGCUGAAUAUAGAAGUAUGUUUUAGGUCAUUACAUACUCUAGGCUUAUGUAAAUACUCUCUGCUGUGUGGUCUUGGGCUUGUUGCAACUGUGUGACUCAUUUUCCUCACCUUGAAAAUGGGGGAGGGGGCUUCCGGCACACUCUUCUCAGGCGGUAGAGAGCGCACGUCGCGGGGGAAUCUUAGCGAGCUCCCCUUCUUUUGGGACUUGUGUUGCCCUGUGUGACUGGAAAUGGGAUGGAGCAAGAAGCCAAGCCUAAGGGGCAGCCAUAAGCCCUCUGAUGGAGGUUCCGAUGCUUUUGGCGCCUGAAGCCUGUUUCUCCGGACCUAGUGCGUUCUAGUAUCCCAGUGACCUGGGCGGCACGAGUGAAACGGCUGCCGAGUCCCAGCGCAUCGGGCUUCCGCGCGCCCCAUGAACGGGUACGGGAUUGUCAAGAGACCCAAGCUCCAGGCGCGCAAAACCCCGCAUGGCAAAUGUGCCAUACCAACAUAUUUGUAUCUACUGAUAGUGCUGUAAGCACCUCACUGAUUCCUGCUUCGGAACAAAAGACCCUGGUUAGACCAAAGUUGUUGCUUUUGAUGUUGUUACAGUCUGUUGGUGCACAAAAAGACACAAGCAGUAGCAGUGAAUCAACAGAGCCUCCAUCAAAUCCAGAUCUUGAUGCUGAUAUAAGUGAUUGGCUAGAUCAGGAAUCAGUUUCAGAUCAAUUCAGUGUAGAAUUUCAAGUUGAAUCUCUCGAUUCAGAGGAUUGUAGCCUUAGUGAGGAAGGACAAGAACUCUCAGGUGAAGAUGAUGAGGUGUAUCAAGUUACUGUAUAUCAGGCAGGGGAGAGUGAUACAGAUUCAUUUGAAGAAGAUCCUCAUAUAAGCUUAUACGAUUGGAAAUGUACUUCAUGCAAUGAAAUGAAUCUUCCCCUUCCACUGCAUUUCAGCAGAUGUUAGGCCUGCCAUUCAUGAGAAUUGGCUUCCUGAGGAUAAAGGAAAGGAUGAAGGGAAAAUAUCUGAGCAAGCCUAACUAGAAAACUUAACACAUGUAGAAAAGGGCUUUUAUGUUCCUGAUUGCAAAAAAAUGACAAUGUCUCUAAAGAGUCUUGUGUUGAGGAAAAUGAUAAAAUCACUCAAGCCUCCCAAUCCCAAGAAAGUGGGAUUCUCAGCCAUCAGCUUCUGGUAGCAACAUUUAUAGCAGUCAAGAAGAUGUCAGAGAGUUUGAGAAGAAAGAACUACAAGAUGAAGAAGAAAGUGUAGAAUCCAGUUUUCCCCUAAUGCCAUUGAACCUGUGUGAUUUGCCAAGG
Choloepus didactylus (southern two-toed sloth) is the source of this 2172-nucleotide messenger RNA. RefSeq names its product E3 ubiquitin-protein ligase Mdm2-like. The record is from RefSeq and is a predicted model, not a curated record. NCBI's taxonomy places the organism in Eukaryota, Metazoa, Chordata, Mammalia, Pilosa, Megalonychidae. Gene Ontology annotation, cellular component: nucleus. Gene Ontology annotation, biological process: regulation of cell cycle; negative regulation of apoptotic process.